This is a messenger RNA of Phialemonium atrogriseum, 2001 nucleotides long. RefSeq names its product protein unc-45. The record is from RefSeq and is a predicted model, not a curated record. Gene Ontology annotation, molecular function: protein binding. Lineage: Eukaryota; Fungi; Ascomycota; Sordariomycetes; Cephalothecales; Cephalothecaceae. The transcript has 3 exons. The coding region runs from base 1 to 2001 and encodes 666 amino acids.
AUGGACAUCAAAGAUGUUUCCGACGUCGGCGACUAUGUCGGCUUAUUGAAGCAGAUCCAAGACAAAGCAGAGCGAGCAAGUCGAAGAAAGGGCCAAAUGGUGCGAGACCAUCCUCCGCCCGAGCAGCUGAUCUCAAGCUUUAUGAUGAAGAUAUUUGCCUCGACUAUGCGCCCAAAGUCGACGGACAACACCACUGUCAUGGCUACAUCGCAAGUGCCAGCGCCUUACGCUCCUUGUGCCCGCUCCGUCAGCGAGCUCCAACCGAUCAUGCUAUCUGAGAUGAGACUCGAAACGCAUCAUCGGGGAAAGAGGACUAUACUUCGCGUCCUGACGCCUCCGGACCGCAUGACCGCUGUAAUGGCUAUCGUCGAAGACGAACAGGGGACUGCCAUACUACUCCAGCUUUAUCACCAGCCAGAAGAGUCAGUGGUGCCUGCCGAGCAGAUACUGCAGCCUGACCGCGUCUGCAUCCUCAAAGAACCCUACUUCAAAUGUGCCACAGACGGUACAUACUCGUUGAGGACGGACCAUGUGAGCGACAUCAUCUGGCUAGAGGACACUGACGAACGCAUCCCCUCGAAAUGGAGGAAGCCCGCGUCGACUCUGAACAACAACAGCAAGGGCAUUCGGCUGCAGGGCAACGAUGCUGUGAAGAAUCAGAGCUGGGCGGAGGCACAGCGCUUGCUCGGGCGUCCGGAGAAAGCCUUGUCAGAUGCUGCCCAGGGCAGCAACGCCGAUAGGCCUUCCGAGAAACGAAUCUUCCGCUUCCGCGAGGCACAAGCACUCUACAGACUGGGCCAUCUCAGGCAGUCUCUGGAAAGGCUGCAGGAUCUCUCAGAGUCGCACCCCGAGAACACGGCCGUGAGGCCGGAGAUGGACCGCGUCAGGGCAAGACUGCACGAACAGCAGACUGGGGAGUACGCGUUCCGCCAGAUGUACAAGCAGGCCAGACAGACGCCUCCGAUCGUCGACUGUGCCACCUUUUCCGCGCCCGUCGAGGUACGCCCGUCGCCCGGGCGGGGCCGGGGAGUCUUCACCACCGUGCCAGUCUCUGCUGGUCAGCUGCUUGUCUGCGAAAAGGCGUUCACGUACAGCUAUGCGGGAGACGACGAGCCCGCAAGAAGGCACACCAUUCUGAUGAAUCUGAGCACCAAGAAGAUGGUGGUGGGUGGCCAAGCUCAGCUCCUCACGCAAACUAUACAGAAACUGUAUCACAGCCCCGAGCUGUCGCAUUUAUUUUGCGAUCUGCACCGCGGGGACUACGCUAUGAGCCCAGUCUCGGAGUCUGAUGGGUAUCCGGUGGUCGAUUCCCCAGGUUUCUGGUUGAGAAAAUCAUCUCCCUCAACUCAUUCGGGGCUCCAAGGUGCGACGAGGGACCUCCCGGCCGACACCGAGCUGUUCCAUUGCUACCGGCCGCCUAUGCCUCUUGAAUCGUACAAGGAGGGACAAAAGCACCUCAGCAACUGGGGCUUCACGUGCGGUUGUGACUUGUGCAUGGCUAGGAAGGCGACACCCAGUACAGCGAUUCAGAGACGCAAGGCCAUCUAUAGAAAGCUCAACACUGUCAUGAACGGGUCCGCAGCGACCAAUGUUUCCGCGGCUCGGCGGUUGCUCAAGCAACUCGAGGAAACUUACCUUGAGACGGAAGCCAACGCUGUUCGGCUGGAGCUCUGGGAUCCAUACUUUGCACUGGGCGCUACUCUGCUGUCUACUGGCAAGCCGGCAGAUGCCGUCAAGAUGAUUAUCAAGGGAUUUGAAUCGCUAGGAUAUAACAUCACUGCAUGCCCGCCCAUUGGGGAUGCAAAGCCGGCGCAACUCGAGGUCAAACAGUGGGGCUUGUCGAACGACUACACCAUCUGGGCUUUCUUGAAUCUGUUCAGGGCUUACAAGACACUUGCCCCCGAGCUCUGCGCAACUGCCAAGCGAUAUGUCGAAGAUGCUUACAGUAUGGUCGUGGGCGAGAAAGAAACGAUAUAUGACGAACUCCCGGAGCUCGCAUGA